AUAGAGAGCUUAUCAUCGUCUGCGAAAUUCCUGGUUUCUCUUUCUCAUCGUUUGACACCGACCUAAAAAAGAAUACGAAUAAUCUCCGGUUAUCGCAAUCAACACGAGUCCAAAGUACAUUUGCACAGAAGGACAACGAAAAAGAAACCAUGGGAUCUGAACAGAAUGAAGGAACCAGCUUUUCUCCGUCCGAGCCAAAGCUUUGUGUCAACGGCUGUGGGUUUUUUGGCACAGCGUCAAAUAUGAACCUCUGCUCCAAGUGUUAUUGUAACCUCCGGGCUGGGGAGGAGCAAGCUGCCAAGGCGAAAGCUGUCAUGGAGAAAUCUCUUGGUGUCGAAAUGAAGCUGGAAGAAGUGGUUGCGGAGGCAUUUAAGCAUGUCGAGGAGCCAUCUCAUGUGUCCUCAUCUACAGCCGUUGAGCAACAAGCGGCUGUUGCUAUCGCUGCUGAUGAACCUGCUGAGCUGAAGCUGGCAAACAGGUGCUUUAUCUGCAGAAAGAAGGUUGGAUUGACUGGAUUCAAGUGCAGGUGCGAGAGUACCUUCUGUGGUGAGCACCGUUACCCGGAAAAACAUGAGUGCUCCUUUGAUUUUAAGGGUGCUGGACGUGAUGCCAUUGCCAAAGCAAAUCCAGUUGUUAAAGCCGAUAAGGUGAACCGGAUCUGAAAGGUACAAAUGCAGGUGUGCUCGAGCUGUUGUUCUUGAAUGAAUUUACCUUUUCUGUUUUGUGUGCUGGCUUUAGAGGUCAGUGGAAAAUCAUGGGCAGUUUUAAUGAUCUUAUAUCGGGGUCGGGGUUGAUUGGGACGGCAUUUGUCCUCUGCUUAAGUAGAUUCCAUAAUCAACGAAUUAUUAAUGUUUACGGUUCAAUUGGCUUCGAACA
Molecule: messenger RNA, 876 nt
Organism: Hibiscus syriacus
Lineage: Eukaryota; Viridiplantae; Streptophyta; Magnoliopsida; Malvales; Malvaceae
Product: zinc finger A20 and AN1 domain-containing stress-associated protein 7-like
Exons: 2
Coding region: 150-662 (170 amino acids)
Biological process (GO): proteasome-mediated ubiquitin-dependent protein catabolic process
Molecular function (GO): DNA binding; zinc ion binding
Source: RefSeq, a predicted model, not a curated record